Molecule: messenger RNA, 1806 nt
Organism: Xiphias gladius (swordfish)
Lineage: Eukaryota; Metazoa; Chordata; Actinopteri; Istiophoriformes; Xiphiidae
Gene: irf4a
Product: interferon regulatory factor 4a
Exons: 9
Coding region: 103-1506 (467 amino acids)
Biological process (GO): immune system process; regulation of transcription by RNA polymerase II
Cellular component (GO): nucleus
Molecular function (GO): protein binding; DNA-binding transcription factor activity, RNA polymerase II-specific; RNA polymerase II cis-regulatory region sequence-specific DNA binding
Source: RefSeq, a predicted model, not a curated record
CUCAGAGCCUGAGAGGCUCCUCCCUAUAACAAAUCAAGAUGUGAUAACAUUUAAGAAUAGGACACUGACGGCUUCAAAACGGAUUUCAGCGGGGGAGCUCAGAUGAUCAAAGAGAUGAACCUGGAUGAGGACAACAGCCUGUCAGUCAGUUGUGGCAACGGCAAACUGAGACAGUGGCUGAUUGAUCAGAUUGACAGCAGGAGAUAUCCCGGCCUGGUUUGGGAAAAUGAUGAAAAAACAAUUUUUCGGAUUCCAUGGAAACAUGCAGGCAAACAAGAUUAUAACAGAGAGGAGGAUGCUGCGCUGUUCAAGGCAUGGGCAAUGUUCAAAGGAAAAUAUAAGGAAGGUGUGGACAAGCCAGAUCCCCCCACAUGGAAAACUAGACUACGCUGUGCUCUUAAUAAAAGCAAUGACUUUGAUGAGUUAGUGGAAAGAAGCCAACUGGACAUCUCAGAGCCCUACAAAGUCUACAGAAUCAUUCCAGAGGGAGCCAAAAAAGGGAUGAAGAUGAGCAGUAUGGAGGAGACAUCAUCACACGUAAAUGCCCUUGGCUAUAUUCCGCCGUAUGCGUCUCUGCACAGCCAGGUACCCGGCUACAUGGUUUCCCAGGAGAGAAGGGACUGGAGGGAUUUCUCACCAGCAGAACAACAACCCCUUCCACCUCCACAUCACCAUGGGUCACAUGCAGAGCUGCAGUAUGGCCAGUGCCACUACCCGUCACCGAUCAGCCGGGCUUGGCCUGGGUCACACACUGAAAAUGGUUUUCAGCUCUCCUUCCACACCUACUUUUCAGAGUCGCAACCACCUGUGUAUACAAUGGACCACAACAAUGCAAUAACAGAUUUCAGCCUGCAUGUGUCCCUAUACUACAGAGAGUCUUUGGUAAAGGAAGUUACCACCAGCAGCCCAGAAGGUUGCCGGAUCACCUCUUCCUCCUCCUCCUCCUCUCCAUCCUCUUCUUCCCCCUCUUCCCCAUGCCCAGAGGACAAGUUUCACAGUGGGGCAGAAAUCAUCCUUUUUCCAUUCCCAUACCCUGAGUCUCAGAGGCAGGGUGCUGAGAUGCUUCCUAACGUACUGGAAAGGGGGGUGCUUCUCUGGAUGAUGCCUGAUGGGUUGUACGCUAAGCGCCUGUGCCAGGGACGAGUAUACUGGGAGGGACCUCUGGCUCCAUAUAUGGAUAAACCCAACAAGCUGGAGAAGGAGCAGCCAUGCAAACUGUUUGACACCCAGCAAUUCCUUAUUGAGCUUCAAGAUUUUGCCCAUAAUGGCCGACAUGUACCAAGACACCAGGUGGUACUAUGUUUUGGAGAUGAGUAUCCCGACCCACAGCGGCCAAGGAAGAUGAUCACAGCACAGGUGGAGCCAGUGUUUGCCAGAAAACUGGUGUACUAUUACCAGCAGAACAACGGCCACUACCUGCGGGGCUAUGAUCACAUCCAGGAACAGAGCCCGUCUCCAACAAUCGACUAUCCUUCCCAGAGACCUCUUCAGCAUAUUCAGCAGUGACAUGCAUGCACGCACGCACGUGCACACACACACACACACGCACACAAGCGCACACACGCACGCAAGCACGCACAACAUGCUGGAGGGCAUGAAGUUGAAGGUAAACCGCUGACCGUGUAUCAUGCCUUGUGACUGCAGUGCUGUGUACCUUAAAUGGCAGAAAGUGGCAUGCUACUGAGGGGUAGAGAUGGGGAAGACCCUGUCGUUUUCACCUGCACACCUAUGCAUCGUAGUCUUUGUGUCUGUGACUACGGGGUAAUGUCUUUUUUUUCACUAAAAGUAUUAUUGUGACAGAAUGAA